Drosophila simulans is the source of this 2246-nucleotide messenger RNA. RefSeq lists its product as uncharacterized. Bases 233 to 1906 code for a protein of 557 amino acids. The record is from RefSeq and is a predicted model, not a curated record. The transcript has 5 exons. NCBI's taxonomy places the organism in Eukaryota, Metazoa, Arthropoda, Insecta, Diptera, Drosophilidae.
GCUUCGUAUUUUUUAAUGACAGUUUACUUUUCAAGCAGUUAGUAAUUCGAAAACCUUUGAAAUUCUGAAACCGCGGAAACCGAAACCAAAUGCGCGGGUGACGAUGACGAUGUUGCCCCAUCAUCGCGCUGUUGCUAUCAUCCACAAACAGCUGUUCGGCCUUUCCAGCUGAUAUUGCGACAGGUGUCCAAAGAGUAAACAUUCCGUGAACUUUGCAGCUGGCGGACGGAAAAUGCGACCUCUCCAGCGUGUGCGUCAGUUGCUGAGCCUCGGAACACGGAUUCGAGGCAAAAGAGCACUACAUGGUCAGCGAGAAGCUAGUGUCCAGAAAGGCGGUCGUCCUGUAUUGCGAUUGAGUCUUUUGGCAGUCGGCGCAGGCGGCCUGGCUUACGAUGGGAUAGUAAAUGACUUCACCUACUGCGGCGCCUCCGUGCGAUUUGUACGAUCCUUAAAAACAGCAGGAUUGAUAGCCGCUGACUAUCUGCGGCUGGACGAGAACGAUCCGGAGUACGAAACAAAGGUGAAGCUGCUCCACAAGAAGAGCGCCGAGCGACUGCUGGAGACGUGCCUGCUCAACGGUGGUCUGUACAUCAAGGUGGGCCAAGGAUUCGCGGCCAUCAAUCACAUCCUGCCCGUGGAAUACACCAGCACGCUGUCCCUGCUGCAGGAUAGAUGUCUGCCCACCACCCAAGCGGAUGUCCAAAAGGUCUUUCGCAAGGAUUUUGGCCAGUUGCCCGAGGAGAUAUACCAGGAGUUCGACUAUCAGCCCGUGGCGGCCGCCAGCUUGGCGCAGGUAUUCAAAGCCAAGCUGCCCAGCGGCGAGCAGGUGGCCGUCAAGGUGCAAUACAACGAUCUGCAGAAGCGAUUCAUCAGCGACCUAGGUACCAUCAUCUUUCUUCAGGACAUUGUCGAGUUCUUCUUCAAGGACUACAACUUCGGCUGGAUAUUGAAUGACCUGCGUAAGAACCUGGUGCUGGAGCUCAACUUUUUGCAGGAGGGACAAAAUGCCGAACGCUGCGCCAAGGACAUGCAAAAGUUCAGCUAUGUCCACGUGCCCAAGGUGCAUUGGUCGUAUACUAAAACGCGCGUUCUCACUCUUGAGUGGAUGGAUGGAUGCAAGAUCAGCGACCUGAAGACGAUUGAAAAAGAAAAACUCAGCUUAAAGGAGAUCGAUGUGAAGCUCUUUGAGGCCUUUGCUGAACAGAUCUUCUACACUGGCUUCGUGCACGCCGAUCCUCAUCCAGGAAAUAUUUUUGUGAGAAAAAAUAGAAAAAACGGGAGUGCGGACAUCAUCUUGCUGGAUCAUGGACUUUACGAAGAACUGCCUCAAAAUGUGCGAGGUCCACUCUGCGAGUUCUGGGAGGCCACCGUUCUGCGCCACGAGAAUCGGAUGCAGGCCGCCGCCGAGAAGAUCGGUAUCGGUGACUACAUGCGCUUCGCCGAAGUGCUCUUCCAGCAGCCCAUACGGAAUCGAGGUGGUCGCAUACGCGGCAAACUGACGCAGGAGGACAUCGAUCACAUGCAGGAGAUAGCCAGGAACAACUUCGAGCACAUCAUGGGCACCCUGAAGGAGAUGCCCCGAAGCAUGUUGUUCGUGGUGCGUAAUCUGAACACAGUGCGUGCCAUUAGUCAUCAGCAUGGAGACGUGGUGAAUCGUCCUCGGGUCAUGGCGCGAUAUGCCCAGAGGUGCCUUUAUAUGCAGCACAAUAGAAGGUCUCCCGUGCAAUAUAUCCGUUGGCUGAGUGGACGCAUGUACUUCGAGUACUGUCUGUUUCUGUCAGCCUUCAAGCUGUAUCUCCUCGACUGGUACUUCAACAUCCUGUACCUAGUUGGUCGGGCUCCUGCCUCUGCGAGAACCGUGAUGAAAGAGAUAAUGCAGCCUCCGGAGCCUGAUAUGUUGAAAUAACCACGCUAACCGUUUGCUUUACGCCUAAAUCAUAAGUUCAAAAUGUACUUUUGUAUGUAAAUGUAUACAUCAUUUUUAUUCCACUAACUUAUUCUCAGAAAUCGGUAACCUUGUAGUGUUCAACUUGAUAGGCGAAAUUCCCGUCGAACCAUGACAAUAUGAAUGUAAUUGUUUUAUAAUAUGACAGAGAAUAAGUUGGAGAAUAUAUGUAGUUUUUAUAGUGUGCAAGCACAUGUUUAUUCUAAAGCGAUGAUCAAAGUAUUUAUGCCUUUAUGAUGCUUUACUUUUAAUUGGCUAUUAAGGUGUAGGAUUUCUGAAUAAAUUUACUAAUCACUUGUAA